Messenger RNA from Hemibagrus wyckioides, 3546 nucleotides. RefSeq names its product synaptic vesicle glycoprotein 2Ba (gene sv2ba). Bases 379 to 2448 code for a protein of 689 amino acids. Gene Ontology annotation, biological process: chemical synaptic transmission; transmembrane transport. NCBI's taxonomy places the organism in Eukaryota, Metazoa, Chordata, Actinopteri, Siluriformes, Bagridae. The transcript has 13 exons. Gene Ontology annotation, molecular function: transmembrane transporter activity. The record is from RefSeq and is a predicted model, not a curated record. Gene Ontology annotation, cellular component: membrane.
GGGGAGGUGGAGGGGGGGAAUUGGUUGUGAGAUUGCAUCCUAAUCCUCUGGUCUGUCCCAUCACUUUCUGCUAAACUGACAGGGUUUGCAUUUGAGAAUUCUCUAUCCGGGAAUUAUUCUUUCGUUUUCAGCUUAGUAGCGAAAAGAAAUUGAUAUGCCGCUUUCAAAGAGAAGUAGUUAACAUCCACAAUCGACUCUGAGGCCUAUGGUGCAACUGCAGAUUCCAGCAGGAAACCCAGAAAUAGAAUAUUGUGAUCACUGCUAACAUCUGCAAAAGAUUCUGAUUCUGAGAUCCAGACAAAGUGCCUUCUGAGGAUUAUGCUAAUAUAGCCAGCUGGGAUUUGAAGGCUACAAAGGCAAUUCCAAACCGUGGUGAAAAUGGAUGGUCAUUACCAAUACAACACGCAAGACAAUGAAGGAGAAAGCCAGCAAACCUACGGAGAGGGAGGUGAGGACGGAUACCCCUACCAAUCUGACUAUACUGGCCAGGAGGAAGAUGCAGCCAGUGAUGCCACUGAAGGACAGGAUGAGGAGGAUCAGAUAUAUGAGGGGGAAUAUCAGGGCAUUCCUCACCCAGACGAAAUCAAGGAGGCGCGCCGAGCCGCUCGUCGGGAGGCCAGGUUGAAGGCCAAGUUAGCCUCCUUGGAAUCUGAGGAGACGUUGGCUGAGCAGUACGAGAGCAUCAUGGAGGACUGUGGCCAUGGACGCUUCCAGUGGACCCUCUUCACCGUGCUGGGCCUGGCACUCAUGGCUGAUGGUGUGGAGUGCUUUGUAGUGGCCUUUGCUUUGCCCAGUGCAGAGAAGGACAUGUGCCUGUCCAAUGCCAACAAGGGCAUGCUGGGUCUGAUCGUGUAUGUGGGGAUGAUGCUGGGAGCUUUAGUGUGGGGUGGUCUGGCUGAUAAACUGGGACGCCGUCAAUGUCUCCUCAACGCACUGGCCAUCAACUGCAUCUUCUCUUUCAUCUCCUCCUUCGCCCAGGGCUACGGCUUCUUCCUCUUCUGCAGACUCUGCUCAGGGAUUGGAAUCGGUGGCUCCAUCCCCAUAGUGUACACGUACUUUGCCGAGUUCCUGCAUAUGGAUAAACGUGGAGAGCAUCUGAGCUGGCUGUGUCUGUUCUGGAUGCUGGGAGGCCUGUACGCUUCCUUCAGCGCCUGGGGAAUCAUCCCUCAUUAUGGUUGGGGUUUCAGUAUGGGCACUGAGUUCCAGUUCCACAGCUGGAGAGUGUUUGUGUUGGUGUCUUUCCUGCCCGCGGUGGCUGCUCUCGCCGGACUUGUGUUUAUGCCAGAGAGCCCACGCUACCUCCUUGAGAAUGCAAGGCAUGACGAGGCCUGGAUGAUCCUGCGACGCGUCCAUGACACCAACUGGAGGGCGAAAGGUGAACCGGAGAGAGUGUUUCAGGUUUCCCAGUUUAAGACUCCUCAAACUGAGGAAGAUGAUUUUAUUGAGAUCCAGAGUGAGACUGGCACGGCCUUUCAGAGAUUCAUGGUCAGACAAAUGACCCUGGUCAAGCAGGUGAUGAAGAACUUGAUGUCACUUGCAGGCCCUAAACUGAGACUCCAUGGACUGUUCAUUGCUAUUGUCUGGUUUACAAUGGCUUUCGGCUAUUACGGCCUUUCAGUGUGGUUUCCUGACCAGAUAAAACACCUGCAGUAUGAAGAGUACCAGUCUAGGACCCAGCUAUUUAUGAAAUACAAGAUUGAAGAUUUUCACUUCAACUUUUCUCUGAAAAACCAGAUUCACGAGGAGGGCCACUAUAACCAUGACUUGUUUAUCGGCAUAGAGAUGACAAAUGUGAGGUUUAAAGAUGCCCUCUUUCAAGACUGCUACUUCGAGGACAUCAAGUCGACAGACACCUUGUUUGAGAACUGCACCAUCGUAAACACCAUCUUCUACAACACAGAUUUAUGGAGUGACUCCAAGUUCAUCAACUGCCACUUCAUCAAUGUCACAUUUCAUCAUCCCAAAAGCGGCUGCCAUCUUAACUUCCAGGAGGAAAACGACAUCUUGAUUUAUUUAGUCAGUUUUCUAGGCAGCUUGUCUGUGCUACCAGGCAACAUCAUUGCAAGCUUCCUGAUGGAUAAAAUAGGCCGAAUUAAAAUUAUAGGUAGCUCCAUGCUGGUGUCCUCUGGCUGUACUUUCUUCCUCUUCCUCUGCUUCAAUCCCGGUGCUGUGAUCACUUUCCAGUGUCUGUUCUACGCAGCGUCUGCAGCCGCCUGGAACGGAAUUGAAGUUAUAACAGUGGAGCUUUAUCCAGCCUCUAAACGAGCGACUGCCUUUGGCGUGCUGAACAGCCUGAGCAAGUUGGCAGCCAUCAUUAGCACCUUCAUCUUCUCCAAGUUUGUUGGAAUCACUAAGAUAAUCCCCAUCAUACUGUCCUUCUCAGCCAUGGCGUGUGGAGGUCUGCUCUCGUUCAAGCUUCCAGAGACACGUGAAGUCAUUCUGCAGUAAAUAACCAAACCAGCUAACAAGCAAAAAGCCAAAUGUCAGUCUCAUAGCAGAGCUUGGUCCAGCUGGAAACUGGACUUUCUCACACUGAGACUGCUGGAAAAAUGAUUUGAUUGUGUACCUGUUAAAAUGAUCUUCACCUCAAUUACAUUUCCACUAUAUGGCCAAAGGUUUGUGGACACCUGACCAUAACUGCCAUGUGUGUUUCUCCCCAAACUGCUGCCACAAGGCUGGAAGCACACAAUUAAAUAUAAUGCUGUGGUGUUACAAUUUCUCUUUACUGAACUUAAACCUCGUCCAGCAUGACGAUACAACUGCGAUACAAAGCAAGCUCUAUGAAGACAGCGAAAGAAAUCAGGUGUCCUGACCUCAAAUCCUCUGAACAACUUUUGGGAAUGGAACCCAUGACCUCUCCAGCCAACAUCAUCCCACCUCACUAAUGCUCUUAUCACUGAUUGGAUCUAAAUCUCCACAUCUACAUCCAUAAUCUAGUGGAAAACCUUCCCAGAAGAGUGGAGCUUGGUUAGUGGGACUAAAUAAAGCACACAUGGCUGUGAUGGUCAGGUGUCCACAUUCUUUUGGCCAUAUAGUGUACAUUUCUUUUCAUUUGACAAAAAUCUUUAGAGAUUUUUAAGAAUCCAAUCCAAAGCUGAGCAGUUAAAUGCCUUUUUUAAUUAAGGGCAUAACCACUGCCUCUGCCUGGGAAAUGAACUCACUAUCACAUUCCAGCUAUUACUAAUUAAUAAAAAAUUCAGGGGUGCUUUUUCCAAAAACAAAAAAUCAUUGAGGAAAACGAACAAAUUAACAAAGGCAUCCAUUUAGUUAAGAGCCUGUUUUGCAAGUCUACAACUGAGCAGCACAAGCAAAUAGAGUUUAUUAUUAACAUUGAAGAUUGAAUUAAAAAAGAAGAUUAAAGAACAAAUAGUUACUACUAAUACUGUACUAAUAACAAGAAGAAGAAGAAAAAUGCUGCAUUAGUAAAGAAGUACUUUGUGUAUAACAAAUUUCUUGGGAUUCUCGUUGUAAACUGGGAACUCAUACAAUAUCGUCCCUCCGACAACCAUUUCCUGUCUAUUCCUUCCUCUUUACUUUUUUUUUUUU